Camelina sativa (false flax) is the source of this 2775-nucleotide messenger RNA. Lineage: Eukaryota; Viridiplantae; Streptophyta; Magnoliopsida; Brassicales; Brassicaceae. The record is from RefSeq and is a predicted model, not a curated record.
CCAAAAAGUACACUACCUUCUUCUUCUUCGUCUCGCUAAAACCUUAUCUAUCCCUCUUCCUUUCUCCGCCCAUGGCCGCCUUCUCCGUCAACGGGCAGCUUAUCCCGGCGGCGACUAGCUCUACCAAUUCUUAUCCUCUCUCUUCUCGCAGGAAAUUUAUUUCGCCUUCCACAUCUCGUCUUCCUCGCUUCUCCUCACCAUCUCCUCGCGUCCCGUCGAUAAAAUGCAGCAGUAGCAGCUUACCUAGCCGAGAUACUGAGCCUUCUUCGAAGGAUUCUCUCCUUAAAAACCUAGCGAAACCUCUAGCCGUAGCCUCAGUCUCGUCCGCUGCUUCCUUGUUUCUAUUCCGAAUCUCGAAUCUUCCGUCGGUUCUGACCGGUGGAGGUGGAGGUGGAGGUGGAGGAGGAGAUGGGAAUUUCGGUGGGUUUGGUGGUGGAGGCGGUGAUGGAGAUGGUGGAUUUUGGGGGAAAUUGUUUUCUCCGGCUCCGGCGGUUGCUGAUGAGGAACAAUCACCGGAUUGGGAUUCUCAUGGUUUGCCGGCGAACAUCGUUGUGCAAUUGAACAAGCUUAGUGGUUUCAAGAAGUAUAAGGUUUCUGAUAUUAUGUUCUUUGAUCGACGGAGACAAACCACGAUUGGUACUGAAGACUCCUUCUUCGAGAUGGUCUCGAUUCGUCCCGGCGGUGUUUACACUAAAGCUCAAUUGCAGAAGGAGCUUGAAACCCUAGCUACUUGUGGAAUGUUCGAGAAGGUUGAUUUGGAAGGGAAAACGAAACCUGACGGAACCCUAGGUGUUACCAUCUCCUUUGCUGAGAGUACAUGGCAAUCUGCUGAUAGGUUCCGAUGUAUCAACGUUGGGCUGAUGGUGCAGUCGAAGCCGAUUGAGAUGGACUCGGAUAUGACUGAUAAAGAGAAGCUUGAGUAUUACAGGAGCUUGGAGAAGGACUACAAGAGGAGAAUCGAUAGGGCGCGUCCGUGUUUGUUGCCUGCACCUGUGUAUGGUGAGGUGAUGCAGAUGCUCAGGGAUCAAGGGAAAGUGAGUGCGAGGCUUUUGCAGAGGAUUAGGGACCGUGUUCAGAAAUGGUACCAUGACGAAGGGUAUGCUUGUGCUCAAGUUGUGAAUUUUGGGAAUUUGAACACUAAGGAGGUUGUUUGUGAAGUUGUGGAAGGUGAUAUAACUCAGCUGGUGAUUCAGUUUCAAGAUAAGCUCGGGAAUGUGGUUGAAGGGAACACUCAAGUUCCUGUGGUGCGCAGGGAAUUGCCUAAGCAGCUCCGCCAAGGCUAUGUUUUCAACAUUGAAGCUGGGAAACAAGCUCUUAGGAACAUCAACUCAUUAGGUUUGUUCUCUAAUAUUGAAGUCAAUCCACGCCCAGAUGAGAAAAAUGAAGGGGGAAUUAUCGUUGAGAUCAAACUGAAAGAGCUAGAGCAGAAGUCAGCUGAAGUCAGUACUGAAUGGAGUAUCGUUCCUGGGCGCGGAGGAGCUCCCACACUGGCUUCAUUCCAGCCAGGUGGGUCUGUUACUUUCGAACAUCGAAACCUCCAGGGUCUUAAUAGGUCUCUCAUGGGUUCAGUGACCACUAGCAACUUCUUGAAUCCUCAGGAUGAUCUUUCGUUUAAGCUUGAGUAUGUGCACCCGUAUCUCGAUGGUGUUUACAAUCCUCGUAACCGUACAUUCAAGACGAGCUGCUUCAACAGCCGCAAACUUAGCCCAGUAUUUACUGGAGGACCCGGUGUUGAGGAAGUGCCACCAAUUUGGGUUGAUCGAGCUGGUCUCAAAGCUAAUAUAACUGAGAACUUCACACGUCAGAGUAAGUUUACAUAUGGACUUGUGAUGGAGGAGAUAACAACCCGAGAUGAAAGCAGUCACAUUGCUGCAAAUGGUCAGAGACUACUACCUAGCGGUGGAAUCAGUGCUGAUGGACCUCCAACAACUCUCAGUGGUACCGGUAUCGAUCGGAUGGCUUUUCUACAAGCCAACAUCACCCGCGACAAUACCAAAUUUAUUAAUGGGGCAGUAGUUGGAGAGAGAACUGUCUUUCAGGUUGAUCAGGGACUGGGUAUUGGGAGCAAAUUCCCAUUCUUCAACCGCCACCAGUUAACCAUGACAAAAUUCAUUCAGCUGCUGCAAGUAGAAGAAGGCGCUGGUAAGCCACCACCACCAGUUCUAGUCCUCCACGGGCAUUACGGAGGCUGCGUUGGCGACCUUCCAAGCUACGAUGCUUUUGUCCUCGGUGGUCCGUACUCCGUCCGUGGCUACAAUAUGGGUGAGAUUGGCGCUGCUAGAAACAUUGCCGAGGUCAGUGCUGAGAUCAGAAUACCUGUGAAGAAUACGCAUGUCUACGCCUUUGUUGAGCACGGAAAUGAUUUAGGAAGCUCAAAGGACGUGAAGGGAAACCCUACAGCAGUCUACAGGAGAACGGGACAGGGUUCAUCCUACGGUGCAGGUGUGAAACUCGGAUUGGUCCGGGCGGAGUAUGCUGUAGAUCACAACAACGGAACCGGUGCUCUGUUCUUCCGGUUUGGAGAGAGGUAUUAAGGAUAAUGGAGAAGUUCAUGUAAUCCACACCUUAGGCUUUCCAAUUUCUCUCUUAAGGAUGUGCUAUUUUUCUAUAUAUAUAUUUUUUUUUUCUUGUGGUUUUUUGUUUCUACAUCUUUUUUCAAUAAUUGCUUAAUGUUAGUGUUUGCUGACGUUGAUGAGUUGUGUUGAGAAUCGGGAAAGCUUUUCUGCUUCGUAAUAUUCAUUGUUUCGUAAAAUCAGAGACACUGAUUUGAGCUUU